Messenger RNA from Scophthalmus maximus (turbot), 2053 nucleotides. Its product is annotated as nuclear autoantigenic sperm protein (histone-binding). The record is from RefSeq and is a predicted model, not a curated record. Gene Ontology annotation, molecular function: histone binding. Gene Ontology annotation, biological process: CENP-A containing chromatin assembly; DNA replication-dependent chromatin assembly. The coding region runs from base 169 to 1884 and encodes 571 amino acids. Gene Ontology annotation, cellular component: nucleoplasm. The transcript has 15 exons. Lineage: Eukaryota; Metazoa; Chordata; Actinopteri; Pleuronectiformes; Scophthalmidae.
UUCCAAGCUAGGCGGAAGUAGAAAGCCGUAAUUUUCCUCUAUUUAAACGCGCCAACAAAGACCCUUAACAGGAGGUCUAUCUGCACCGACUGCCACAGCGCGACGGGCCGCCUGUCUCCCCCCCCCGGUCCGUGUUCUCUCUACCGUGGUUACUCUCGUCCUGACAAGAUGCCGGAGGAAACGUCCGCCGCGUCCAGCUCCGGGAGUGUGGAGGAGAAGCCGUGCUCUUCCUCAUCAUCUUCAUCAGCUGCACCUGCGGACAGCUCUGUCGACGUCAUGGAGGAGGCAAAGAAACUGAUUGGCACCGGGAACAGACAUCUGGUGAUGGGAGACGUUGUCUCAGCUGUCAGUGUUUUCCAGGACGCCUGCAGCAUGCUGGCUGCAAAGUACGGCGAUACUGCAGAUGAGUGUGGCGAGGCCUUUUUCCUUUGUGGGAAGUCCCUACUGGAGCUUGCCAGGAUGGAGAACAGCGUCCUCGGUAACGCCCUGGAUGGAGUCCCAGAGGAGUCUGAGGAAGAGGAGCAGCCCAACUCUAAAAUUGAGAGUGCCAACAACCUAGACGAAGAAACUAGAGACGAGCUGCGAAGGCAGGUCUAUGAUGCGAUGGCUGAGCAAGAGAAGACCGAGCAGGCGGACACCCAGGUGAAGUCUGAAGAUCCAAAGAGCGCCGCCGAGGUGACUAAAGAAAAUGGCGUGGCGAAGUCCCCGGUCAAACAAGUGAACGGAUCUGGCAACGCCACAAAAAAAAACCUAAACGGGCACGAGAAGAUUUCGGUCCAGGCGGCAGCGGCGGCCGUGAAUGGAGCCGCGAAGACACACGUGAACGAUGUGGGGAAAGGAAAGGGAAAGGACACUGCGAUGGAGAAGAUAAAAAUUGUCAAAGGGCAGAACGGAGCGGCGAAACGCGAGGAGGAAUCCAAGCCAGAGGCCGAGCGAGAUGAGGAGGAACCAGAAGGCAACGAUGAUGAUGACGACGACGAUGACGACGACGAUGAUGAGGAAGACGGAGAGAAAAAUGGACAAGAUAAGGAAGAGGAUGAAGUCGGGAAUUUGCAGUUGGCCUGGGAGAUGCUGGAGGUGGCGAAAGUCAUCUACAAAAGAAAAGAAAGCAAAGAGGAGCAACUGAUGGCAGCCCAGGCGUAUCUGAAACUCGGAGAAGUCAGUGCUGAAUCAGGUAACUACCCCCAGGCACUAGAAGACUUCCAGGAGUGUCUCGCCCUGCAGCUGAAGCACUUGCCCGCCCACAGUCGCCUGCUGGCCGAGACCCACUACCACGUCGCCACCACGCUGUGCUACAUGGACCAGUACAGCCAGGCCAUCCAGCACUACAACAGCUCCAUCAAAGUCAUCGAGGCCCGUCUGGCCAUGUUGCAGAAGGCGAUCGACGCAGCAGAGGGAGCAGAUGGUGCCGCAGCAGAGGAGAAGACGGAGAUGGAGGAGCUGAAGCAGCUUCUGCCCGACAUCAAGGAGAAGGUGGAGGACGCCAAGGAGAGCCAGAGAACGGCCAGCGCUGCCUCCCAGGCCAUCCAGCAGACACUAGGCGGCGCCUCAACCUCAUCAGCAUUCCCAUGUGAAAACGGAGGCCCUUCAUCUUCAACAGCAUUUGCAACAGCCAGUCAGAUUCCAGUUAAAUCGUCUGGCGGCGCCUCCUCCUCCUCCUCAUCUUCAUCUUCCAAAGCCGCCUCGGACAUCUCCCACCUCGUCAGGAAAAAGAGGAAACCAGAGGAGGAGAGCCCAGUGAAGGACACUGACGCUAAACAGGCGAAACAGGAAGCCACAGUUAAUGGCAGCGGUGACUCCAGUGCCAGCAACGGCAAUGGAGUCCAGGAGGGAAAAUCACAGGAGCCUGCCAACCAGUCGGCCUCUGUCCAGUCUUCAGCGUGACGGACGUUCUACUGAUCCUCGAAGAAAUCGGCACGGCAUGCCUGUCCAGCCCCUCGCCACCUCCAGCAAUUUUUUGUUUUUGUAUAUAAGAUCCAUUUUCAUAGAUUUGUCUGUCCAGUUUUUGUAUACUUGUAGUAAUAAAAAUAAAUAAAGAAUUUGCAGAUGUAAA